GAGAGCACUGCUUCUAAACUUGCAAGGCAACUUCGCUACUUCCAUGGAUGUACCCUCCAAGACCAUGUAGAGCAAGAGCUGUCACACAACAGACACCACCAAAGAGAUGAUGUUCACUCUGAGUGUGCCUCAUUUGAGUCAAUCACUAGGCUGCUAUGUGGAGACUACAACAAUGGGACUCCUCUUCCAGAUGUCCUGAGCAAUCCUUGUUUCAAGAGGGCAGAAGGCUUAGCAGAUGGCAUUGACUGUCAGGGUGCCUUUGAAGGCACAAGUCCUAUAGCCUUGCCUAAGGACAUUGGGACAUGCAAUGAGAAGCUGCCAUUAAGCCUCUGCAUGUCCAAAUACUAUCAAAGCAGCACCACAGCCUGUGUUCCUAAGACCACAUUUGACAUUGACAGCCUCUGCUGCUUUCCUAGCAGCCUUGGCUUUGCUUGUCAAGGCAUUCACUGGCUACCUAAUGCAAGCACUGUGCUCAACCUGAGCCACAACAUCCACUUUAGUCUCAAGGUCCUGACAUAUAAUCCAAAGGGAGAGCUAUGUCAGACAGAUCAGCCACUCCAUAAGAUUCCACAUUACUGUUUUGGAACAGCCAUUGGCAUGGAGUCAGUUCUGAUCUACAUCUUCUUUCCAGAGCUACAUCUUGGAAGUGGUAAUGAGCACAGUACUUUCCUUAGCAAUGAGGACUUCAAGCUUUGGUAUGACUCUGUGCUUAUGCCAGCUAUCCAGAAAAGUGUAGCAGAUUCCAAUGUUCUGCAGCACUACCCUGUGUCUGCUGAGGUUGCACGUCUAGAUGCUACUGUGCUGUCAGCUGAGACUUUUGCAAAGAAGAGCUCCUCAAGAGAACAGCUUCUCAAGUAUGCUCUACAGCCACAACAUCUGCACCAAAUCUGGACUUGUAUUCAAGACAGCGUUGCUUGCAAUCCCUUGUUUAGUCGCUUUAGAGGUGCUGCACUCUUUGCACACUCUAAAAACACUAAGCUAGAGUACAUGACUGAAGACCUGAGUACUACAUUCUGCAAGUGGCAGAACUCUUGGUCUAGAGUCACUGAUCCACAGUUCUGCAGUAAGGACUCUACCUUUGUUGAUCUUGGGAAGCAAGUCACUUCAGAGGAUAGCAAUCUUUUACACAACACUGUACCAAGCAUGCACAAAGCAGAAGUGUUUCUUUGGAAAAAGUGCUGCUUGGAUGCCUAUCACAGGUCACGGGUUGUUCUGCUUGCAGACAAUAAGCCAGCCAGAGGCAAUCCUCAUUGUACUGUGUAUCCCUUUGCUACAACAAGAGACAGCACAAAUCAGACCCUCUUUGCUUCACCAAGUGGAAAGGAACGUGCAGAUGGCUUAGUCUACUCUCAGUUCUAUGGAUUGAUUAAGACCCCAUUUGAUACCUCAAAGGCCUACAUCUUCCAACAAGAUGCUGUAGAAAACCUUGCACUAGAUCCUGGGUAUAUCCGCUCUCUCCAACAAGAAGGUGGAGGGAUCACAUUCUCUCAGGCUGUCUGUGAGAAGGCCUAUCUCCACAUGAAGCAGCGAGCACAUGUCAAUCUCAGAGACAAUUUACAGAGGUCAUAUGGGAUCAGAGAAGAGCAUCGGAUAUCUCUAACCAUGAUGGAAGAGAUU
Molecule: messenger RNA, 1617 nt
Organism: Macroventuria anomochaeta
Lineage: Eukaryota; Fungi; Ascomycota; Dothideomycetes; Pleosporales; Didymellaceae
Exons: 1
Source: RefSeq, a predicted model, not a curated record